This is a messenger RNA of Panicum virgatum (switchgrass), 7005 nucleotides long. RefSeq lists its product as uncharacterized. The transcript is spliced from 38 exons. NCBI's taxonomy places the organism in Eukaryota, Viridiplantae, Streptophyta, Magnoliopsida, Poales, Poaceae. Gene Ontology annotation, cellular component: 90S preribosome; t-UTP complex; small-subunit processome. The record is from RefSeq and is a predicted model, not a curated record. Gene Ontology annotation, biological process: positive regulation of transcription by RNA polymerase I; maturation of SSU-rRNA from tricistronic rRNA transcript (SSU-rRNA, 5.8S rRNA, LSU-rRNA). Bases 135 to 6689 code for a protein of 2184 amino acids. Gene Ontology annotation, molecular function: snoRNA binding.
ACUUCCACUAUUCCCGUCCCGAGACCCUCUCGCCGCCGCCUCUUCGCCUACCGCCGUGCAGGGUUUAGGGUUCAGCGGCGGCGGCACCAGCUCCCAUCACCCGAGGCCAACGCCAACGAGACGAGUUGCCGGUGAUGGCGUCGAUCGCGUCGCAGCUGCAAGCAAUCAAGUCGGCGCUUGGCGCCGCGCCCGAGCCGGCGCGGCGGCCCAUCACCCGGCCGUCGGUGCUCUUCGACGCGAAGGAGGCCGCCGAUAUCGACCUCCGCGCCAUCCUGCCCGUCGCCCUCACUGGGUUGGAGCACCUUGCCAGUGUGGAUGAGAGGUUUGCUAGGUACAACAACACUCUGUUCAGGGACACUAGCCUUGAGGUGAACCGUGAACAGUUAACUCCCAAGGAGAAUGAUAAACUCAACAAGUCCAUCUCCACCUACCUUCGCCUUCUAGCUGGUUACUUGCAUCUUCCAUCUGCCCUCAAGACCCUUGAGUACCUUAUACGCAGAUACCUGGUGCAUGUAUACAAUUUGGAUGAGUUGCUUCUGAGCGCACUGCCUUACCAUGAUACACAUGCAUUUGUUCGGAUUGUGCAGUUGGUCAACUUAGGGAAUAGUAAGUGGGCAUUUCUUGAUGGCGUGAAGUCCUCAGGUGCACCGCCACCCAGGAGUGUUCUAGUGCAGCAGUGCAUUCGGGAUAAAGCCGUGCUGGAGACCCUCUGUAACUAUGUUACACCAACAAGGGAAUUCAGUCACUCAAGGACAGUCGUUUGCUUUUGCACCGCUGUGAUUGUGGAGUGCUUGGGUGCUGUCCCAAAGCUUGACACAGAUUUAGUGCAGAGGGUCCUGGGAUUUGUGUUUGACUCUCUUAAUCCUGAAAUAACGGGAGAUCAGGAUUAUAAGGCUGGCGCUCUGAUGAUUGUUGGAGUACUUGCAACGCGGGCAUCUCUAGCGCCAAAACUUGUCCAAAAUUUGAUUUUCUUUGUUGCAAGGACUGCACGACAUGAUGCAUUUGAGUCAAUUGACUUACCAUGGCUUCGUGUCACAGUGAUGGCUAUUAUAAGUCUUGUUCAGUCACAAUCGGUCCAUGGCUUCCCUAAGAAGGCAUUGAUGAUUUUGAAAGACAUCAGAGAUUUUUCUGGUGUACUUUCCGUAUUAUCCAGCGAGUACAAUAUUGAGAGAUUUGUUAGGCUUUAUGUUGAAUCAUUGGUUGACUACAGUACUUCUGAUGAUUCCUGCCAUACACACCUCAUUGAAACUAUUGAGACUCUACCAAUGGAGAACUCUGUUGAAAGAAUUGCGAGCAAGGUUCUUGGCAGCUGUAGCAAGGUAUCUCGGGCCACUGAAAACCCAGAUAUAAAAGGAAUUUGGGCUAAGAAAAUCUUGAGCACGAUUGAAAGAAAAUAUCCACUGGAGCUACAUGAUGCUAUUCGUAAAUUUCUUGAGAAAUCUGAAAUUAACUCAACUGGAGGGGAUUCUUUAUCUGAGGUGUUCGGCUUAGUGUUUGAUGAAAGCAAGAAAAUUCCAACUGAAAUAGCUGACUCAAACAUUUGGUUCAGCCUGGACCAUCCAAAGGCUAUGGUACGCCAAUCGGCUCUCUCAAAAAUUGCUACAUCUGGCAUCUUCAACAACAGUGCUCUAAAUCCACAGAAACUUAUCAAUAUGCAAGAUGCAAUAUUGCGCAGUAUGUAUGAUGAUGAUCUAAGUGUUGUCCAAGCUGCCUUAUCCAUAGAAGGACUAGCAGCUGCUGUUGCAUGUCCUGAUAGCCUUCUAAAAGCAUACGAUGACGUGCUCACCAAAUGCAUCAAAAUCAUUAACAAAGGUGGUUCAAAAGCAUCAAAGGCUUCUGAUGUUGCUGUUUCUUGCUUGGAAAAGAUGGUUAUUGAAUAUCAAUCCCAUCAUGUGGAACAUGCCAAGGACAUAGCUGCAGUAGUUUUUCGUCUGCUUAUUAUUCACCCAAAGACCCUUAGAGUGAACUUAAAGGCCCUGGAGCUAGCUAAGAAAUUACAAUGGGAAUUCUACACAAGUAGUUCUCUUGUAUGUGAUGAGGUCACUGUUCAGAAAAUGAAGGAGAACAUGAGUGCUGACUUCAUUGCUUCCAUUAACAUGAAGAAUAUCAAAGCUUUUGCUGAGACUUUCCUAGCUAACCCAAAUAAGCAUGUAGAGUGGUUGGCUAACUCUGGAAAUGGAACUAGAUUUUCUAGAACUUUGUUUCUACUUGUAGUAUUGGAAACACUUGUUGUUCCCUCAGAAGCUUUGGACAAGCAAGUGAAUCUCUGUAAAGCUUGUUUGCCUGCCCUGAAGGAUGAAUGGCAUCACAUACAGCAUGAAGAUAAUGGUGUUUUUGAUGAGGUGUUUACAAUUUACCAUUCAAUGUUGAAUGAUUUGCCUGUAUUCUUUGGACUUGAACUCCCGUGUUUUGCUUUGCAGAUAAGCAUUGAUAAGCUUGAGAAGUGCAGUCUAGAAUUGGUGAAGCAUAUUUUCAACAGUGAUACAGAGGCAUUGAAUGCUAGAAUCCUUUCAUGUAUAUUUUGGGGACUUCUAAAGGUGCAGUCCUCCUAUAUUAAGAAGAAUUUUAGGAUUGGCAGCGGUGAAAAUGCAAUCCUCGAUGAUUUGUUUCUCUUCUUUGUUACAUCACCUGGCAAAAAUGUCUUUCAGAAGCACUUAGAGUAUCUCGUCAUUAAUUGCACUGGAGCACCUUUUCAAUUUAUUUCGAAGUACUUUCUGGAUGAAGAUUCAUCAGAUAGAGUUCAAGUGGAGAGUCUUCAUAUGCUUGCUUCUAUAUGUUCUAAGUGUGCUUCCUCUGAAAGUAGUAGCUUGGAUGAAAGCAUAUGGAUGCAGCUUUUACUCGGCUUUCCUUCUGUUAUUCUCCCACUUGCUCAUGAGAACAGGGAUAUAAGGUCCUCUGCUAUUAAGUCUGUUGAGGGGUUCUAUUUGGUGUGGCAGCGCUUGAGCACUUCUGUACCAAGAAAUGGUAACGCCAUCAAGUUGCCGCAAUGCAUGUCAUCUCCAACUUUUGGUGUUUUCCUCGAGUCGUUGGUUAACCAAAAGACCAUGAUCUCCUCGGAUGCAAAAUUUCUUCCUGCAUAUAUUUCAUCAAUGCUAUGCCCACGCCAAGACAUGAUAAUUCCAGAGAACCUUCAUGAAAGAUUUGAUCAGCCUACAAAAGAUGCUCUCCUUCAUUUCAUCUUGCACUCUGCUUUAAAGCUCACUCCUUACGGAAAGUUCAUGGUUCUGUCAAUCCUCAAAGGAGUAGGAGGUGUCUUAUUUAAGGCAGAGGACGUGAAGUCUUUGUUCUUUGAUCUUCUGGACUGUCGUGAUCAAUAUCGGAAUCAGCGUGAUUCUAGGCAAAGCUUAUCUACCUAUGAAAUUCAAAUCCUUUGUUUGCUUUUGGAGGUUUUGUUCUCACUGCCAGAUUGUGCAAAUAUUGGUUUUAACAUGUCUGAACCUCUGUUGAGAGCAUUAAAGGUUGAUGCUCUGUCUCCAGAUGAUCCUGUUGUUGUAAUGCCGUGUCUUACUGUCCUGCGUAUUCUUCAACCAGUGUUCUUCGAUAAUUUGGAGACCGAUACUAAGGAAAAAGUUUUUGGGCGCCUUAUUUCUUUGUUUCGAACUGACAACACCCAAAUUCGAAAUGCUACACGGGAUGCUCUAUUGCGAAUUAAUGUUGAUGCUUCCACUGCGGUGAAAUUUAUUGAAUUAAUUGUUGCACUUGGUGAUGCAAGAGGGCGGUCAAAAAGAACAAAGAGAAAGGAUGAUCUGAGUCCUGAUUCAUUUAGCAGUUUUGAGGAGUUAUUUGGAGAAAGCCCUAUAGCUUCUAUUCUGGUUUCUCUUCUAGAUAUUUUGUUUCUUAAGAAAGAUGUGAACCAAAGGACGUGUUUAUUACAACCGCUUUUCCAGAUUCUUUCAAAGCUCCUUUCUGAUCAAUGGAUUUCAGGGAUUGUUUGUCAGUAUACUGACCAACAUGAUACCUCAUCCGAAACCCUUGAUUUAUCCAACUCCAUGAAAGAAGCUCAGCACUUGAUACUGCUGCUCCUCAAAGAUAUUGCAGAUAUGCUGGAUUCGCAUUCGCAUCACCAGGAUGCAAUGUUCAGAAGCUCAGAUGUUGAUCUUCUUAUUAAUUACAUACGGUCUGUCAAGGAUGUAGCAACUCGGAAUCACGGGUUUUCCUUGAUAGCUUCUUUGGGAAAGGCUUGCCCACAACUGUUGUCAGAUAGUAUUCUUGAUUUAUUUCUGGUCAUUGGAGAUGCUAUAAAACAGUAUGACAGCCAUUCUCAACGUGUUUUGGAGGAUUUACUAUCUGUCUUGGUUCCAUGUUGGUUAUCGAGGAACACAAGUAUAGAAAAGCUUCUUCAGAUAUUCAUUAAAGCUUUAGCAGAUAUUCCUGAACAUAGGCGGUUGACGCUAAUGGUUUACCUCUUGAGGACCUUAGGAAAUGAAAGCCAUUUGAGUACUGUGAUCAUGCAUCUGCUCCAAUCAUUGGUGAAGAGGAUUUCACUAUCUCUUUCUGAUCAUCAAGGAAGCCGUUGGAGUGCUUUGUCACAGGAGUGGGAAUAUGGAUUGGCAGUCAAUGUUACUGACCAAUAUUCCUAUAAAUUAUGGUUUCCUUGUUUCAGUAUGCUACUAAAAGAAAUCAGGGUGCAUGGGAAGCAAGGACAUCUAAUGCUACGUUUCGCAAUGAGGCUCCUUCUGUCUAAGUUGCAAGAUACAGAGUUGAUUUUUGAACUUGAAUCUGAUGAGUCUUCUAAUUUUAUCCAGGGUUCUCUUGGAGCACUUAUGGAGGAAGUUGUCCUGUGUACUGUGUAUACUAAAAAUAAAAAAAGAGAUUUUUCUUCUGAUACUAUAAAAGAACUCAGAGAGUCUGCAAAUACAGUACUCAAAACGAUUACAGGGUGGAUGAGUGCUUCAACAUAUUUCAGAGGAAUUACUCAGUUGUUGGAUCAUUCGGACAACCUUGUGAAAAGAAAGACACUUGGGAUAUUGUCUGAAACUGCCAGAGGAAACAGUUUGGUUCAGAACAAGCAAAGAAAAGAACGAAAACUGAAGCAUAGCUCUGUUAUAACUGUUAUCAAAGUGGACAAGAGCUCUGGUCCAUAUUUCAGUAACUUGUGCUUAAAGAUUCUUGAAUUAAUUGACAGAGUGGUUGAUUCGGACACUUCAGUGAAACUUGCUGCUAUUUCUUCGCUUGAAACGCUAGUGAAAGAAUAUCCCUCUGAUUAUCCAGUUUAUAGCAAGUGCCUCUCAACAAUCAUCAAUCACAUUGGCUCUGCAGAUGCAGCUGCAUCUUCUGGAUUGAUUCAUACUGUUGGCUCUCUGAUAAACGUGCUUGGAUCAAAAGCAUUACCAGAGCUCCCAUUAGUUGUGAACAAUAUAAUGCUAAUAGCACAUCAAGUUUCAUUUUGUCCUUGUGGAAGUUAUGCCCAUGGUUCUACUAUAACAGCCACCAGACUUUCUAACCAAGAUACAGCUAUACUGCUAUCUUCACUGACCACGAUUCAAGUGAUUGUGGAAAGGCUGGGCGAAUUUGUUAAUCCAUAUUUGAAGGAAAUACUCGAUCUGGUGUUAUUGCAUCCUGAAUGUUGUGCUCAUAUGGAUGCCAAAUUAGAUGCAAAAGCAGCAGAUGUUCGGAAGCUACUGACAGAGAAAGUUCCAGUGCGGCUUAUUCUUCCUCCUUUACUGGAUCUAUACUCCAUUGCUACUAAUUGUGGGGAAGCAAGCCUUUCGUUGGCAUUUCAAAUGCUUGCUAGUCUUGUUAGUACAAUGGACCGGCUGGCUGUAGGAACUUACCAUGUGAAAAUAUAUGAACAUUGUUUAGCAGCACUUGAUAUCCGUCGCCAACAUCCUGACUCUUUGAAGAAUAUAAACAUGGUUGAGCAAAGUAUUAUUCAUGCCAUAAUUACUCUCACAUUGAAGCUUACAGAGGGCACUUUUAGGCCACUUUUUCUUCGUACUCUGGAAUGGGCUGACUCUGAAGUUGAUCAGUCUUCAUCGAAGAAAUGUUUAGACCGUGCAAUUGUUUUUUACAAAUUGAUCAACAAACUUGCUGAACAACACAGGUCCUUGUUUACACCUUAUUUCAAGUACCUACUUGAGGGAUCUGUACACUAUCUGUUAGAAGAUGAUCCUUUGGUUGGUUCCAAGCAAAAAAAGAAGAAGGCUAAGCUUGAUGUUCAAGUCGAACAGAAGGAUAACUUAUUUGGACUGAAACUGUGGAAUUUAAGAGCUCUGAUUUUGAAGUCCUUACACAAGUGUUUCCUUUAUGAUAACGAACAGAAGAUCCUAGAUGCCUCUAAUUUCCAGGUUCUCCUGAAGCCGAUAGUUUCCCAAUUUGUUGCGGAACCACCAGAAUCUAUUGAAUCACUUGUGGAUGCUCCAUCGGUUGAAGAAGUAGAUGAAGCUCUUGUUUUGUGCUUGGGGCAAAUGGCAGUCACUGCACGCUCAGAUGUUCUUUGGAAGCCUCUUAACCAUGAGGUGCUGAUGCAGACCAGGAGUGAUAAAGUUCGCCCCAAAUUGUUGGGCCUGAAGGUUGUCAGGUACAUGGUCCAGCACCUGAAGGAGGAAUAUGUCGUUCUCCUCCCAGAAACCAUCCCAUUCCUUGGCGAAUUACUUGAGGAUGUGGAGCUUCCUGUGAAGACACUGUCGCAGGAGAUCUUGAAAGAGAUGGAAACCCUCAGUGGCGAAAGCCUCCGGCAGUACCUGUGAGGCUGGUUGGCAGAGGCUGCUCAGUGUCAAAUCUUGUCCCAUGCGCUGAACUGUAGAACAUCAGGCAUGCUCAUUUCCUGUAGAAACAUCGAACAAAUGCAUUCAAUCUUUAGGCAAGAUAUCCUUAAAAAGGUGUGUAAAAUACAGUUUUGAAUCUGUUUGUCUGUGAAUGAUGUUUUGACCUUUCGGGAUGACGUUGUCCUAUGUCAAAUCACGCGUAUAGCAAUUGAUGACCAUCUCUACUUUAACCUGUUGUAAUUUGUAAAUUUGUAUUGUAACUUGUCUGUCAAAGAUUGGUUGGCUGUGCGUUUGGUGA